UGACGAUUGGGCGUUUUGCAGGAAUAGGAGAUCAGAUUCUCCCUGGGCCUCAGCCCCCGGAUCCAGCGACAUUCUGAACCAGCUAAAAUCGGCAGUGGCCUCCGGACUGAAGCAAAAGUUCGUCCAACUGGCCAAAGGCUCUGCUGGGGCCGCAGCUGGCGCCUCUGCAGGAUUCAGCAAAGGCAGCUUCAGCGGACAUGACACUGUGGCCCAUUCCUAUCACGAAGUGGACGAGCACAAGGGCCUGGACUCGUGGGAUAUGAAGAAAUCGCUGCUGAACACCCUGCUGCAAGCAGUCAAGGCGAUUAAAGGUGGGGUUUUAGCCAUAAAGGGCCAGUUAAUAAAGGGCAGUGGUUAUGUGGUGGCUGGAGGUGGCAAACUGCUAGCGGCAUCAGGAGACAAAGUCACCAAACUGGGAACAAACAUUUUAACUAACGCGGUUUCGGCACACCCUAGCAAAGACGAACACUCACAUCCCGAUUACGGGACGCAUUCAAGCGGGUUUACAGCCCCGAGUGGGCCCCCCGUUUCGUAUGACGGUCCGCCAUCUUCAGGGCAUGGCUACGAGAGCCACUACGAGAGUCCUUCGCAUGGCCAUUAUCAUGGUAAGUAUUUUUUAAUGCUCCUUUUCCCAAUCAGACUUAAAAACUGUGUAGAAAUUUACUGUUAAAAUUGGGUGGUUGCGAUGCUAAAGUUCGCAGUUUUGAUGGGCGAUCAGCGCACAGAAAUCAUCUUAUGCAAGGACUUUCUUUUGGUGAUUCGUGGGUGGAAAGUCGGGGCAUUAUAUUGCAUAAACAGCGGCAGUUUUGCAAUGAGUUGGUCGAUAAGGUUUUUUUGGCAAACUUUGUGCAACGAUUUUCUGCCUGAAAGUAGGCUUUUCAUUCCCUAAUUAGGAAACAGUCAUUGUUAGAAGUCAUUGCUUAUUAUUCUUUGAUCCACUAUUAACCCAACUGAUUACUUACGUUUUGUUAAAAAUUUCGUUAAUUAGUCACGUCGGUUAACCAGAAGGAAUACUUCCGUUCUAGAUGCUUAUGUGAUUCAUUAGUCACUUAUAUUAUUAAUAAGAGCGCAUGUAAGAUAUGGCCGAGAAAUUACUUAUUUAAGCUGUAGAAUUUUAAGAUUGCAAAUCAAUCGGAUUGAGUGGCGAAAAAAUGCCAAGAGAAAGGAGCUGCUGAUAGACAUCUGGACAUUCUCUUUGAUUCUACCCGGAAGAGAAUCAGGGGGAAUAAAGUGGAUUUUUGGCGCAAAAAAUCUCAAUCGAGGUUCAGUAAAAAUGUGCAUAAACUUUUUGUAUUUGGUCCAAAACCGUUUAUUGCAAACACCCACUUUAAAGCUACAAAUAACAUUCUUUUUCUUCUAGUGUAUAAAGCCUGAUUAAAUGGGAAAAUAUCAAUUAACCCAUUUGGGCCCAAAUCAAAAAGGUUUAAAACAACAACACAAAAAAAUAUUAUUUGGACAUGUGAGAAAAAUUAGCGUGUUUCUCGAUUAGUCAAUUGAACGUGGAAUAAGGAGCGAAUGAGCCCCAAUUUAAUUUUAUUGGAUAAUGAGUGGAACAAAGCAAAGCGAUUGUUAAGUAACCAGUGGGACCGAAGUGGAUAGGAUUAUUUUGUUGCGUAACUUUUGCCAAAUUUUCUCAAUUAUCGUAAUGCAGCUUUGAUUUGUUCUUGAUAAAUUCAUCUGACUGUUUCUAGAACCCGUUUUUAAUUAAGCGAUUUUGAUGUUUUCCCAACUUUCAACCUUAAAUUUAUCUUAAUAAUUCGUAUUAGCACCUUUAAGUAACAUUGA
Dendroctonus ponderosae (mountain pine beetle) is the source of this 1785-nucleotide messenger RNA. RefSeq lists its product as uncharacterized. The record is from RefSeq and is a predicted model, not a curated record. The transcript is spliced from 3 exons. The annotation marks the transcript as partial. NCBI's taxonomy places the organism in Eukaryota, Metazoa, Arthropoda, Insecta, Coleoptera, Curculionidae.